AGUAGCGAAAUCAUGUCAAAAUUCUUUAGCAAACAAUUUUUUUUGGUGGUCCCAUUUUAUCUUAUUUACUCGGUGAAAAUUCUCAUCCUAGCUCAACCAGCUAUGGUUGUCGAACCAAUCUGUGACGAUGUCAACCAUUUCACAACAAACAGUAGUUUCAAAACGAAUCUUGAUCGUGCCCUUGCCGUUCUUCCCACCACCAACUCGGGUUAUGGGUUUUUUAAUAGCUCGUCGGGCCAAAAUCCCAAUACAGCCCAUGCCAUAGCCCUUUGUCGGGGCGACACUGACUCUAUUUCAUGUACUAAUUGUGUAAAUUACUCUAUUGCGAACUUGACUACGGCUUGCCCCAAUCAGAAAACAGCACGUGUAUAUUAUGAAAAUUGCUUGCUUAGGUACUCCGGUAAUAAUAUUUUGAGAACUACCGAAGUAGAUUUUCCUAUAUGGGAUCCGAGCAAGGAUAAUGCUACGGAUCCUGCCGGAUUCCAUGAGGAUAUGUUAAAAUUGAUGGACAACUUGACUGUUGUUGCGGCUAGGGGUGGUCCGUUGUUGAAAUACGCUGCAGACACAAUGACACGGUCUGAUAAAACCAAGAUUUACGGGCUUGUGCAGUGUACCCCGGAUCUAACCAGCCAACAAUGUAGUAAUUGCUUGAAAGAUGCUGCUAGUGUAAUAGCUGGCCCUUGCUGUUUUGGGAAAAUUGGGGUGAGGGUAUAUUUCCCUAUGUGCUAUUUAAGGUAUGAAAAUUAUCGGUUUUAUAAUGACGCGCCCAAUAUUCCUUCACCUCCGUCUCCACCACCACCGUGGCAACCAUCUCCAACCGGAAAAAAGGCACACUCAACUCGGAUAGUAACAUCUAUCGUCAUUGCCACGGCUGCUUUGGUGGUAAUAAUCGCCUCUGUUUGCACCUUUGCCAUGUGGAAGAAGAAAAAAAGACUAGAAGAAAUUAUAGAAGAAACUUAUAUAAAUCUAAAUGCAGAUAUGAGCAUCAUCAAACCUUUUGAAUAUGAUUUUUGUACGGUGAGGGCAGCAACAAAUGAUUUUUCCGAAGACAAUAAGAUCGGACAAGGUGGAUUUGGAUUGGUUUACAAGGGAAAGCUUGAUGAUGGAAAAUUAAUAGCUGUGAAGAGGCUGUCAAGGGAAUCUGGACAAGGUGAACAAGAAUUCAAGAAUGAGGUGUUGUUAGUCGCUAAGCUUCACCAUCGCAACUUAGUUGGAUUGCUUGGUUUCAGCAUAGAAGACACGGAAAGAGUCCUCAUUUACGAGUAUUUUCCGAAUGAAAGUCUAGAUAAAUAUAUAUUCGAUCCAAACAAGCGAACAUUUCUUGAAUGGGAUAAUAGCUACAAAGUUAUAGAAGGCAUUGCUAGAGGACUACUUUACCUUCACGAAGACUCGCGUCUAAGAAUCAUCCAUCGUGAUCUGAAAGCUAGUAACAUUUUGUUGGAUGGUGAAAUGAAUGCCAAAAUCACAGAUUUUGGUAUGGCAAGAUUGUUCGACCCGGAUGUAACUCAAUUCAAGACAAGCAGGAUAGUCGGAACCUAUGGUUAUAUGUCUCCGGAAUAUGUGUUGUACGGUGAAUACUCAGUGAAGUCGGACGUUUUCAGCUUUGGAGUGUUGAUAUUAGAGAUAAUAACAGGUCAACGAAUCCAAAGUUUCAAAGACAAGGAUGGUAAUAGUAACUACCUUCUUAGCUAUGCGUGGAGAUGUUGGCGAGAUGGAACUGCAUCGGAUAUAAUAGAUCCCAUAUUGCUGAAAGGACCGAACUCAUUUACAGACAUCCUUAGAAGCAUUCACAUUGCAUUAUUAUGCAUUCAGAAAAAUGUUGCAGACAGACCAACCAUGUCUUUGGUUGUUCUUAUGCUCAGUAGUGUCUCCCUCACUCUCCAAGUACCAUCAGAGCCGGCGUUUUUUAUUCACGAUAAUGUUGAGAACAUAGCAACACCCAUUAAUGAAUACGAUGCUUCAGUAGAGAAGGGUAAUAGAAGAUCUGGAUCAUCCCAGUUUUCAGUAAAUGAGGCUACUAUCUCAGAGAUGAAUCCUCGGUAGUUGUCAAAGAUGUAAUCUUCUAUAAUAAUAUAACUAAAAAGAGGAUUGGGGUACACUUCACCUAUAAUCCCUCUCCUUUAGCCUUAUACUCUCUUUUUAUUCAUCCUCUAUUUUUUAAAUAUUUAUUUAAUAAAAAAAUGACUAACCUAUAUUAUUAUUAUUA
Erigeron canadensis is the source of this 2206-nucleotide messenger RNA. RefSeq names its product putative receptor-like protein kinase At4g00960. Gene Ontology annotation, biological process: protein phosphorylation. The transcript has 7 exons. Lineage: Eukaryota; Viridiplantae; Streptophyta; Magnoliopsida; Asterales; Asteraceae. The coding region runs from base 13 to 2043 and encodes 676 amino acids. Gene Ontology annotation, molecular function: protein kinase activity; ATP binding. The record is from RefSeq and is a predicted model, not a curated record.